AUGGAUCGAUUCAGGAGCGCAGUCAAGGAGCGCCUCGGCCGAUCGUCUUCCGCCAAAAAACCUGAUCUGGAAGUUCGCGAAGAAAAAGCGAGCUACCCUGAAUGGGCCAAGAAGCUUGGACGAGUUUCUUUUCUGAUCUGGAACAGAUUCCUGUGGCAGCCGUUUCGCUAUAUUUGGAACUUCUUGAACCGAUGGACCAACUUGACGUUUUGGAUCUUUACGGGUAUCUUUAUCGGUAUUCUUGUCGGCUAUUUCCAGCCAGAGUUCUCGCAAGAGAUUGAGCCACUUGGCACAGCCUUUAUUCGAAUGAUCAAGAUCAUUGUUGCCCCCUUGAUCUUCUCCACUUUGGUGCUCGGUAUUGCAGGGCAUAGUGAGGAUAUCUCCACUGUCGGUAAACUUGCUAUCAAGACCAUCGUUUACUUUGAAAUCGUCACGACCUUUGCUCUGGCGGUGGGUUUGAUCAUGGCCAAUCUAGUCAAGCCUGGUGAGGGUGUGAUUUUGCCAGGCGAGCAAGACAACGCGGAUGCCAGCGACCUUGCAAGCAGGAGCGGCGAAAUCACCUGGUAUGGCGAAAUGUUCAUGAUCAUCCCUGAAAACUUCUUUAUCGCUGCCGCCGAAGACCAGAUUCUCGGUAUCGUGUUCUGCGCGGCCAUGUUUGCUUGCGCAGCCAUCAAGGCCGAUAAAAAGUCACGCGAUGUGAUGCUCAUGAUCUGCGAGUCCCUCUCUCAGGUUAUUUUCAAAAUGGUGGGUCUUAUCAUGAACUUGGUUGCAGAUGCUCCUAUCGGUAUCGGUGCCUCUUUGGCUGCUACUGUCGGUGCAAACGGUAUUGGCGUCCUUGCCAAUCUCGGCAAGCUUAUCGGUGCAUUGUAUGCCUCGCUCGUCAUCUUUUUAUUGCUCAUCUUGUUCCCUGUCAUCCUUCUUUGCCGCGUGCCCAUGCUUGGCUUCUUCCGUAGCAUUGCCCAGCCCUGGCUCAUUGCCUUCAGUACCUCAUCCAGUGAAUCCGCGUUGCCCAAGGCUAUGGAGAAAAUGCGUGAAUUUGGAUGUCCCAAUUCGCUAGUGUCAUUUGUCAUUCCGACUGGUUAUUCAUUCAACUUGGAUGGUACAACACUCCAUCUCGCAUUGGCCAGUAUUUUCUGUGCGCAAGCAGGUGGCAUGAGCUUGCCUGUUGCUACUCAACUGUCGAUUAUGGGUACACUUAUGCUGUCAUCCAAGGGUGUUGCCGCCGUGCCACGUGCCUCGCUGAUCGUGUUGGCUGGUACUGUCGCUCAAUACGGCCUUCCCAUUGGAGCUGUCACGGUGAUUAUGGGUGUUGACGCUAUCAUGGACAUGGGCAGAACCUCGAUCAAUGUCAUGGGCAACUGUCUUGCGUGCUGCGUCAUGGCGCGUCUCGAGGGUUCGUUCCGCGGCAGUGAAUGGAAAAUUGAAGAAGAGGCUCGUCGACACAAGGCUCUCCAGGACCAAGACCCUGACAAGGUUGUCCCGACCACGGAAGAAGAUUCAGCGAGUGAAAAGGCCGUGCAUUCCAACGACGUUCCUACCGAAAUCAUGAUCCAUGACAACAACAAGUCGUCACGCAGCCUAGAAUCGUACAACAAUAACAACAAUUCCCCUUCCACAACAAGCAGCCACGAGCGCAAAUAA
Messenger RNA from Zychaea mexicana, 1641 nucleotides. Its product is annotated as Sodium:dicarboxylate symporter family-domain-containing protein. Gene Ontology annotation, biological process: dicarboxylic acid transport. Gene Ontology annotation, cellular component: plasma membrane. The record is from RefSeq and is a predicted model, not a curated record. The transcript has 6 exons. NCBI's taxonomy places the organism in Eukaryota, Fungi, Mucoromycota, Mucoromycetes, Mucorales, Lichtheimiaceae. Gene Ontology annotation, molecular function: symporter activity. The coding region runs from base 1 to 1641 and encodes 546 amino acids.